GGGGUGUUGGCACCACUGCAGGUCUCCCCGGGGGCCGCCAGUGGCAGCAGGUACUGUGUGUGGGCCGGUCGCUGUGUCGUGUUUUACCCCAUUUGUCCUUAUGUGUGACGUGAUGAUGAGUAAGGCUAGUGUGCGGACACAUACACAGUAAUGUCAGAAUGACGGCUGACACGUCAGCAAUCACUAAUGCCAGUAUGGGGAGGAAAGGUGAGAAAGAAGUGAUACAUUCUGGCCACUUUAUGGUCUCUGAUUUCGAAGCUGAGGCCCAGGAUGACGAGGAGAACGUCCUGCUGGAGAUCCCUGGGGAUAUAUAUGCUGGGUGUAGUGACCCUUCACGGGGAAAUGUGCCUCAGGAGGAAGAAGGAGUCAUUACCUACGCCAAGAAGAACAGAGCUGCCAGGAUUGAGACCGUCAGCAUUGACAGUUCCCUCACUAAGCUCUUCAACGCCAUGUCCAUAGCUUACAGGCACAAGAUUACCUCACCCAAGUGGAACCGCUUCAAGGGCCUCAAACUACGCUGGAAGGACAAGAUUCGCCUUAACAACGUCAUCUGGCGCUGCUGGCACAUGCAGUUCAUCAGAAAGAAGAGGAUGACGGUGUGUCAGUUCGCCCUGGACGUAGACAUCCACAAUCGACCUGAGGCCAUCGUGCUAGAAGGGAAGUACUGGAAACGUCAACUGGAUGCGGUGACAGCAGAGUACAAGAAGUGGAGAAUCUAUUACAAGAACAAGAUGUGUGGGAGCAGCCUUCUUGACAAUGAUUCGUCAAGGUGCAAGUCGAAGGAAAAAUCUAAAUCAUUAAAUGAAAAACAGAUAAAGUCAAUCUUUGACCUGGAAGGUAUGGACUUUUCACGAAACUAUGGAAUGCCAGUAUCGUUGGAGGAUGGAGAUCUGACGGAGUUCAUGGAUUUCACCGAUGUUCUCUUUUCAUCGCUUAUUAGCCCACCUCAGCCUUUUGCCUUCCCAAACCCUCGAGAAAUUGCUCGUGGUACUGGAAAUUCUGAUUUCAUUCAGCCGGGGCUCAUCCAGUUGCAGCCAAAUCUUGAUGAUUUUAUGGACAUUGUGGAGCCUCUGCAAGAAAUGCUGGCGGGUCGAGGGCUGCCAACUGUACCCGAGGAGGACUUUCUUCCUGAAGUUGGCGAGACGCCCGAACUGCCACCGAACUCUCCGCUCAACGCCUCCCCGCUCCAGUACACUGCCAGGGUCACCACUGCUUUCCUCGAGUCCACUUCUCCCACCAACUCACCAUCACACAAGCCCCCCACCCACCAACACUCUCCAGUCUACAGGAGCACCCAAAUACCUAUCCAACAAGAGCAGCAGCAGCCCGAUCAGGCGCAGCUGGUAGCCCUGCCCGCUCAGUCUCCCCCAAUAUCCUACCAAACAUCCCUGGCGAGGUCUCCUCUCCUCACCUCUCAACCCCAGCAGACGAUACAGCCCCAGCAGCCUUCCUCGUCCCAGCUGCAACACCAGCAGCCUCACACUCCGCCCCAACAAUCUCAUACACCUCCCCAGCAGCAGCAGCAGCUGCAGCAACAGUCACCCGGUUCUCCUCGCCUGCAGCAGCAACAACAACAGGCUCCACGCUCUUUCAUCCGAAGGCACAGUCAGCAUGACCUUAGCACACAGCAUCAGGCAGUUUCACACCAUGACAACCCCUUCGCCAUCCCUAAGUCUUUACCGAGGCGAAGAUCACAUAGUUCUGGUGGAAUUAAUUGUAGCAGUGGAUUACUGGGUUCUCCAUCCUUAGCGCCUCACCAGGUGAUUGGUUCGGCUCCAGUGACUUCCCUGCCACAUUCAAGUAUUGCUAUCACAUCUGCUACAGUCACAACCCUUCCCCAACUUGCUCCCGCUCUGUCAUCAGGCACCGUUCAGGGUCCCAGCACAUCUUUAGUGUCCGCACCUAUAAUAACUUCAGUACAAUCGGCUAACUCAUCUGCAGGCUCAGCACUUCUUGCUCAACUUCUUACAUCAGGCUCAUAUCCAGUUAAUAGUUGUCAAUCAGCCAGUGACAAACACUUGGCUAGUAUCACCAAUGCCAAUCAGUUGAAUAAUUUGAGGAGCUGCAACAUGACAGUCAACAGUUGCAACAGUAUUAAAGCAUCUCUGGUGAUACCUGGUGUUAUCACAGGUAAUGAGAGUGCAAGUAGCAGUUGUAACAGCAGUAACAGCAGCAUCUGUAGCAUCAGCAGUAAUAACAACAUGAAGCCAGUAGUAACUGCUUCCUUAAUUGUGCCUCCUAUCACCCUCUCUGCUGUCACACCAUCAACGCUCAAGAAUCAGCCCUUCUCACAGAUUACUUCGUGGAGCCCAUGUUCACCGCAGGGGAUAAUGAAGCAUUCUCCACCACAUGCAGAACCUACCUCCCCUCUUAUGAUGAAUAUCCCUUCACCACCUAAUAAACAAUUUAGAAUCAAGAGUGAUUCAGAACGAGUUCAGUAUAAAGAGCACCGCAGAGUUUGUCACAUAAACGCAGAACAGAAACGUCGCUCAAAUUUGAAAAAUAACUUUGACAUUAUGCACCAGCUUAUUCCUUCCAUUAAUCAAAAUGCUAAUGCCAAGAUCAGUAAAGCAGUAAUGUUGCAGAAAGGAGCAGAUUAUAUCCAGCAACUGAAAUCUGAGAGACAACAGCUAACAGAACAGGCAGAAAAACUUCGAUCGCAGAUAGAAGUUCUGUGUUGCGAGAUAAGUAAUGCCCAAGCCUUGCUGCCAGCUACAGGAGCUCCAAUGACACAUGCUCGUUACAGCAAGCUGAAGGAGAUGUUUAACAGUUAUGUUCGUGAGCGUACACUAGCAAACUGGAAGUUCUGGAUUUUUUCUUUAAUCACAGAACCUUUGUUAGAGUCUUACAACAGCAGUGUCAGUACCAGUUGCUUAGACGAUCUUUGUCGCUCCUCCCUUGCAUGGCUCGAUCAACAGUGUUCUCUCAACAUCCUUCGACCAUUGGUGUCAAGCUCAAUGCGCAAGCUAAGUACUACCACAAAUGUCCUGGCUGAUCCUGAAAGUCUCCCAGAGGAAGUAUAUCGUCGGGUUACUAAGCAGGAGGGAGACAGGUUCCAUCACCGGUGAUCCUGGGCCCAGGUUUCACUGUGUAAACUAUAUGCCAAGCCUUGGAGAUCACAGAUGGACCCCUAGUGUUGGAACCCAAUGGUGAAGAGGGAAGCCUGUCUUGUGAAAUAUAAUAUUUGGCAUAAUACUACUAUGUUUGAGGUAAAAAAAUUUAAGUCUUAAACAUCUGAAAAAAUUAAUAAACUGAAAAGGUUAUCUCAUCUUGCAUUAGUUGUGAAUGGAAUUUCUAACUAGAAAACACUUCAAAGUUAAAACUGAUAUUUGCUUUAGUUGUCCGAUGUACAGGAGAAUCUGUCAGGCAUUUGUUCUUCCAAGAUAGUAUCUAUAUUUUUUGUAUUUGAAACUUUUUAACAUUAUUUUUCCAAUGUAAAUUCCUGUGAGAAAUUUCUGCACAUUUUAACACAUUUUUAGAUCCUUUGCAAAAAUUGGCAGCUUUCCUUUUAAGUUUAGCAGGAACUCUAUAUUGUACAGAAUAAAAUGAUUUUUGUUAUAAAUCGAUUCAUCAUAUCAAGACAGAUCAAAACUUAAAUUUGUAUCUGUCACUAAUGCUGUCUCCUAUGUUAAGGGUAAUUCUAGUAAUUUUCUUUCUUCUUUUUAAAACUCUCUAACCAUACAUUUUGGUCAUGCGUGCAUCUCUUACAAAGUUGUAUAUAUUCUUUUAUCGUACGUGGUCUCUCAAAGCUCUAUAUUAUAUUUAUUGUUAUGUAGUUGUCUGUUCGUAUCUUUUAUUUCUGAUUUGCUUAUUAAAAAUUAAUGCUGUUCCAAUUGUCAAAUUUUGUUUUCAGAAUUGUUUUAUAAUUUUACUUCCUAAUCCCUAUAGAAUUAUUAUUUUUAAAUUUGUUGCAUAAAUUGUAAGAUUAGGUGACAUACAGUAAUAUCUACUGUUUGAUUUGCAAGUUUAAAAACAGCAGCUUUAAGUCCAAAUUGCACCAUAUUGAAGUCAAACAUGUACCAUAUUGAAGUCAAACAUGCACCAUAUACAAUAAAUGCUGCCAUACAAAUAUUUAGGAGUCAGCCUCUAUUAUGCAAGAGAUGGAUUCUUGGGAAAACCUUAGGACAAUCGAAUUAGAGUUUUAAGGUUAUACAUGAACCUCAGUAAGUGCAAAAUUGAAUGUAAUGAAACAUCUUGUGGUGGGCCUCUUGGUUGCUCCAGGGAGCCACUGCAGCCUGUCCUCCAAACAGAGACCCAAGAAUCUAAACACCUAACCUAAUCAGUGCCUAAAUAUGUACAAUAUGGUAAUAUGAAAUAAUAAUAAUUUAUAUUUGAGAAAAUUACCAGUGUGGUAAAAUUUAUGAAUUCGUCUUUGGGGUCGACUGCUGGAUGGAAUGGACUUCAUCUGAGGACCAGUUGGCCACUGAGAGGUCACUCCCAGAAAAUCCAUUCAGUAUGUGACUAGUAUUACUAAGUGCUAAUACUUUUCCAGCUACACACAUUCUGUAUAAAGUAAAUUUGCACAGGUGCUGUAGGAUAAUUAAAAGGUGCUGUGAUGUAAUAAAAAAAAUUGUCAUAAACAUUGCACCAAUUGCACCAAUGGCUGUAAAUCCAGCACCAGUGUUUUGUGUAGUGAAUAUCAGGGAUACUGAACUUGCAAAUAACAGAGGCUGACUACCAUAUAUAAUAUGCCAUAUAUAUUACAGUAUACAAUACUGCACAUGUAGUACUAUUUUCGUAUAAAUUUGAAAUUUGGAAGGAAACAUUUCAUUCCAUAAAGGGUCAGACUUACAGGUGAAACUUACUGAUAUGAGGAAGAACUUUUGUGAGUUGCCGAAGGCAAGCUGGCCUAAAUCUUGCUGAUUUAAUGUUAUUAAAUCGUCUUGGUGUUUUUUAUGGUUCCUGCUGGCCUUAGUACUCGUGCAUGGAUAUUGCAACCAUCUUCGUUCUUCAGAGUGUAAAAUGCAUAGAGAUGAGCAAAGUAUUAAAUUCGACAUCUAAUCACAUGCAUAAUACAUAACCUCAGGCUAGAGACAUUUCUGGUACAGUUAGAAACUCAUCAUUUUUGUUAUAAGAUCCAUCCAUAUGGUCAAAGAAGCAUAAGUAAUGAAUUAAUAUGUUUAGCCUACACAGUGAAAUCACAAGAAUGUGAUGUAGCUAUAAGAUAAUAGUGCAUGUGUCUGAGGAGUUCAGGGAUGCUGGUUCAAUCCCGUCGCAAAGCUUCAGUAUUUUCUCACGUUUAGCCUGUCAUUUUUAAAGACAAAAUUGAUCGAGUGAGUUUUAAAUUAAUAGGAAAACACGUGACAAAAUAUGUAAACGAAAAUACUUUUAAGAAUUUGUUGUAUUAGGCUGUAAAGAUAAUUGUUAAGAUAUUUGAAUAAAAUGCAAAAAUGUUAUUUUUUGCAAAUCAAUCAUGUGACUCCUGCUUAGAUUAGUCGUGUUUCCUCAUCUACCUGAUAAGAAUGACCUUGACAAUCUCAAGGAUUUUUCUGCAUGCAGGAGUUUUCCACUCUAGCUUAAUGAAUAUUCAAGUUAUUUAUAAAAAGGUCAUUGCCAAAUUCCUAAAUUUUAUUGUGAAACUUUUAAUUUAUACACAAGAACAGUAUAUAGAUUGAUAUACUGUACUACCAUUCAGUACAUACUUGCCUAUUAAAUGACACUGCAAUUGCAUUUUGCAAAAUGUGGAUAUAGAGAAUGUGCUAUAUUGGUAAGAACUGAUUAUAGAUUGUGUGAAAGAAUGUCAAUAACCAGUUAUUUACAAUUACUUUUUUUGUUUUAAACAAUAACAAAUGUGAAAUAAAUUUCUAUAUUUCUUUGUAAAUUCAGUAUAGUCAAUGUGAAAUUUGUCUAUGCUCCGUAUAUUAGUUUUUUCUUUAGCCAAUAACAAAUUGGUGUUGAGAAUUAGACUAACAAUAACUAUAUCUCUAUAACUGUCACCUGUACAUGUCAACAAUUGUAUUACACACAAAAAAGUAAAAUGUGUAAUAGUAAUAUGAUAAUUACACUGAGGUGAUUGCCAUAGGGGUGUAUAAAUGAGAAACAUUAAGGCCCAUCUGUACACACAGUGCUUGCACAGUGUAGGGAUCUCCUUGAACCAUUUCAAAAAGUAAAUUCCUCUAUCAUAUGUAACCUAGCACACCUAGUUACUACAUAUAUUUCAUGUUGUGUAAUAAUAAUUUAUUCAUACUAUAGAUAAUAUAUUGGAUUAAAGUGGUUGUGUAAAGAGUAAAGUAACUUUAUUUUAUCAAGUCACUCGUUAUGUCACAUUCAAUUUUAUUUAAACUUGAAAGCCCAGAAGAAAUUGUAUGCCAGGAACACAAUAUUUAGCAAUACUGUACCAGUGAACCAAAGACUUCCCCUACAGCAAGUUGUCAUGUUAUUUAGACGUGUAUACAGUCCUUACCUUGUUUGUAACCCUAUCAUUCUUCUUAUCAUAAUGUAAUGUUGUUAGCUUAUUCUACAAUGUAUCAUUGGUAAUGAAGUACCCCUUAGAAUAUUAGAUAACUAAAGUACCCCAUCGGGCAAAAUAUGGUUGAGUGUGUGUUAUCAAUGCUGAUUCAGUAUUACAGCAACAUUGUUGCUCAGGGGGGAUAUAGUGGGCUAUGGAGAAUUGGGCGAGGGAAUCAUAUUCUCUAAACAUAUUGUUACAAUUAUUUUGUUUGUUUUUAUAAAUUUUAACUUAAAAUUUUUAUAAGCAUUUGCUAUAAUCUAAUAUUGGCAAAUGGUAAUUAUAUUUUUAAUUUUCUAAAGGCCUGUACUUUUAAGUGAAUAGGACUCGGGUCAUACUUCAUGGGCCCAGAGGACUCGACCAAUCCCUUAAUACAGGGAGAUCCCUGCAGGUGUAGCAUACAUUCUUACAGCAUUUGAUGUUUUGUUUAACAAAUUUUGUUGUAAAGGCAGGUGCACACACACAUUCUCAUUUAUAUCCACAUUCUUGCAUGUAAACACAUACACAGUCCUGUAUAUGCACUUUAUAAUAAUAAUAAUGACUCAUUUUGUCAGGGAACAGGCAGGCAGUGUAUUAUAAUUUAUUAUUAUAUAAGCAUGUUAGGCUUAUAUGGAGGUCCCCUCAAGGUCGAACUACUGACCCUUCCCAGGAUGUAACCCCACAACAGGCUGAAUAACACCUUUACUGCUACGCGAACUGGGGCUUUAGGUGAUAGAAAACGUGCCCAACCAUUUCUGUCCCUUAUGGGAUUCGAACCCGAAAUUCCAAAUUGUGAGUCGAGAAUGAACUCAAUUAUACUACCAGGAUCCUUAAAUGUACUCAUGUAUGUUUAAAUAUACAAUUCUAUGUUUGUACAAACAUACACUCAUGUUCAAACAUACUCAUAUGCUGUAUAUGCACAUUAAUGCAUGUUCACCACAUACAUACACUCAUACAUGUACACAUAUGCAUAUACUCAUACAUAUACUUGCACAGGUGCAUGUAUGUAAAUACAUGCCCUCAUAAAUGUGAACACAAAGGCAUUCAAAUAUACACACGCAUGCACUUAGACAUUUACACACAGAUGAACCCGUUUUACUUAUGCACAUGUAUACUAAUGGAUUCGUGCAUGUACAUGCAAGCACUCGUGCACACACACACACACACAUGCAUACAUACAGUAUAUACAAGUGCAAUUACGCAUAUAAACACAUAGUAUAUGUAGUGAUGGACUUUACGGUACAAUAAAAUUACCUGUGUAGGUAAUGUGUAGUCAAACAGUGGCGGAUUAGUGCUCAAAGAGGUUGAUCGUCAAGGCAUCGCAAUCAGAGCCUCGGUAAAUAUUGUAAUUUUGUUAUAGUUUUAUUUAAAAGACAAACAAAUAAACAUUGUGAUCUGUGAUCAUUUUUAUAUUACAGUAUAUUUGUAUUUUGUUAAUACAGUAUAGGUACAAUACAGUGUACUUGAAAUUGUCAGAGUAUUUUUACACUGUUAAUAUGAUGUAGUUCACUGUCCUUCAUUAUUCCUCAAAAUUUUAUAUUUGAAAAAUUGUACUUAUAUUUCUUAAGCAUUAAGAGAUUGUUAUUUCAUAUUAGUUUUAUUUAAUACAUUCUUAAUACAUUUGAUUAAUUAUUAGACUGGUUGACUCUAGUACCUUUAAGAAUAGUGUUACAAAAAUUGAGAAUUAAAAACAAUAAAUUUAUUUAUCAUCUUUAUUAUCGUUCACUGGCAUUUACUUUUAUUAAUGGCCUUGGCUGUGUUCAUUUUAUUGCCUCUAAUUUAACCUUACAAAUCUUGAAACCUAUUGUUUUCAUCUCCAACUUAUCCAACUCUGUUCUCCUCUAUAUUUUCCUGGGAUUCAUCAUUUAAUUAUUCUUCAGAUUUAGCAAGCUUCAGUAUAAAGGUAGAUUGAUUGGGUUACUAGUACCAAUCACAUACCGUUAUUCCAACCCAUCUUCCUGAUGAGUUAGUAUUUGUUGUAACUAUGUAAACCAUUAAGCAUAUGUUGACGUAAUGGACAGUUAGAUGGUAGAAUUUGGUACUACCAGUAUUCACCUUAUUGAGUCUGGAAAAAAUGAAGCCAACACCAAACUUAAAUAUUCUGAGGCCUAGUAUAGUGCACAUAUGUACUAUAUUGGGACUCGGAUAACGUGAAUUAAGCCUAGGAUGGUUAGGAUAGAUGAGGCUUUAUUAGAAAUAUAAAUACAAAAUCUUUUUAGGUUUUCCAAAUUCAGUAGUACUAAAUACUACUUCCUAAUUGGCCAUUACGUCAAUAUAUGUAUGAUGGUCCAUAUCAUUGCUAUAAGUUUUAUCUAAACAGGAGGAGGGGUUGCUUUAUUCAGAAAACUCUGAGGUACCAUUUUGGUCUUUGAAAUUUCUUAGGUUGACCUAAUUAUGCAAGGCUGCAAUCUUUCUCUCAAGAUUCAACCAGUCAACAUAUAGUUAUUAUUUUCCUGUUAUGAAUGAUGUUACUUUUUUUUUUUUUUUUUAGUUAAUUCCUUCUUUGAAGUGUGGAGAUGCAGAAUGACCAUUGUGUAUUGGAGCAAAUUUAUUUGUACCUUAAUCAUUUAAAGCAUUGGAGACAGCUUAUUGAGUAUAGAUAUGUAAAUUACCAGUUUUAUUUAACAUGAUAUAUGUAGAUUCUUGUUAUUCUAUACAUUAUUUGCAAAGUGUCAUUGAAUAUGACAUUCACAAGAUGGUUCUUCAACAUGUUUAUGUAAGGUAUGCAUAGUUUGAGUGGCUAGUACCAUCAUUUUCAAGUACAAAUUCUUCACAGGCCAUCUGUUAAGAAAUGUUUCUCUUUCGAUGUUAAUAUUUCCCCAAACUUGAACUUUUUUUUCUCAUCUGCUGUAUAUAUUUGCUAUGAUAUAUGUAAUGAAAUAUUUAAUUAUGUUGUGCCAAGAGAUUGCAGGGAUAUCUGGAAGCAGCCAUUGCUAAUUAUAUCAGGAAAUGUAAAAGAAAAAAAUUCUUGACAUGCAUACACUGUAUAAAUAAUGAAAAAAUAAAUACUGUGUAAUAUAUAUAUAUAUAUAUAUAUAUAUAUAUAUAUAUAAUAUAGCACUAUAAUCUUUACAGUAUAUAUAGUAUUAUAUAUAUAAAAUGACAUUAUAUAUAAAAUACUGUAUUACUUUCUUGCUAUAUUUCAUAUUUCCUUUUAUCAUUUUGAUAGGCAAAUUUGGCCUUUUCAACAGCAACUUUGCAUAGUACAUGGAAUGUUGGAGCUGUAAUGAGAUUUACGUAAGGGAUGGUAUUUUUUUCACUUAAUCAUUGCCCAUCACAUUAAACAAGACCUGCAUUUUGAUUUUUGGCCGUUGAACUCGUAACAAUGUUAUGGUGGAUGUUACAUUAUGUUCCAUGAUUCAUACAUGCAUGUUAUUGCAGCUCCUUCAUGUUUUCCUAGGUUGUAUUAUUUGGUUAUCACUGUAUUCAUAAAAUGUAUUUAUUUCUUAUUUUGUUAUGUGAGAGAUGUCGGUUGACAAGUCAUAAAACAUCUCUUAUUCUCAUGAAUAGUAUGAUCGAGAUGAUUUACAUAGUAUUUAAAGAUAAGUGUGAAUGGAGACAGUUGUGAAGGUGUUUAAAUUGAAUAUAGACAUUUAUUAAA
Messenger RNA from Procambarus clarkii (red swamp crayfish), 10028 nucleotides. It is a transcript of the gene Mondo, whose product is annotated as MLX interacting protein mondo. Gene Ontology annotation, biological process: regulation of transcription by RNA polymerase II. Gene Ontology annotation, molecular function: protein dimerization activity; DNA-binding transcription factor activity, RNA polymerase II-specific; RNA polymerase II cis-regulatory region sequence-specific DNA binding. Gene Ontology annotation, cellular component: nucleus. The record is from RefSeq and is a predicted model, not a curated record. NCBI's taxonomy places the organism in Eukaryota, Metazoa, Arthropoda, Malacostraca, Decapoda, Cambaridae.